CUGUUCAGAUGAGGAGGGCUUGCUUGAUUGACCCUCUGUGUCGCCCUCCGUUGCCAUGGCAACGCCAUAUUUUCCCACGUUCCUGAUCCUCCUCUUUCUGUCCUCCUUCACCCUCUUGCUUCUGACCCUCCUGCCCUCCGUCGCCCCAUCGAUUCCCUUUUCCUCCUCUUCUCCUCCCUCACCUUGGCCGUCACCGUCCUGCGGCCUGGGUCAGUCCUGGGCUGUCCGGAUCCAUGCUGGGCCACAUCAUGAGGAAGAAGACAGUGAGCAGAGCUCUGUGCACCUGGAUGCUAUAGCCAGCAGGGUAGCAGAGCAGGCUGGGCUGCAGAACCAUGGCCAAAUUGGGCAGCUGGAAGGCCACUACUUGCUUUGUUCUGUCAAGCCCAGAACUGGAUUUCUGGCUGGUGUUUGGAGCAAGAGUGUCCAUCCUGGGGACGUCCUGGCAGCACACCCUCAUGUCCUGUGGCACUCCCAGGAGAGAGUGCUUAGCCGCUCGAAGAGAUCAAUUGCCUUUAACGAUCCCCGCUACCCUAAACAGUGGCACCUGCACAAUUACAUCAAUAAGGGUAUGGACAUCAACGUAACAGGCGUGUGGGAGCGCAACAUCACUGGCCGAGGAGUCACCGUGGUGGUGGUCGAUGACGGGGUCGAACACACCCACCAGGACAUCCAGCCCAACUAUAGUCCAGAGGGCAGUUAUGACCUGAACUCCAACGACCCAGACCCCAUGCCUCACCCGGAUGUCCAUAGCGACAACCACCAUGGGACGCGGUGUGCCGGUGAGAUCGCGGCUGUUCCCAACAACAGCUUCUGCGCUGUAGGGGUGGCCUACGGCAGCAAGGUGGCAGGUAUCAGAGUUUUGGAUGGCCCGCUGACAGACAGCCUGGAGGCCAUAGCCUUCAACAAGCACUACCAGGUCAAUGACAUCUACAGCUGCAGUUGGGGUCCAGAUGAUGACGGACACACUGUGGAUGGACCCCAUCCCUUGGGCAAGGCGGCGCUGCAGCACGGGGUGAUUGCAGGCAGACAAGGCUUCGGCAGCAUCUUUGUGGUUGCCAGUGGCAAUGGAGGUCAAUACAAUGACAACUGCAACUAUGACGGCUACGCCAACUCCAUCUACACCAUCACAGUCGGUGACGUCAGACUGGUCCAUGCAGGAGGCGACGGGCUGUACGGAGGGCCACACCGGCACAUCUGCCGCGGCCCCCCUGGCGGCAGGAAUGGUGGCCCUCAUGCUGCAGGUCCGUCCCUGUCUCAGCUGGAGGGAUGUCCAGCACAUCAUCACCUUCACCGCCACAAAGUGUGACGACAGUGCAGACUGGAAGAUGAACGGAGCCGGUUUUGCUCACAGCCACCAGCACGGCUUUGGUCUGCUUAAUGCAUGGAGACUCGUCAAUGCUGCAAAGGUAUGGGAGUCGGUGCCAUUCCUUGUGUCCUAUCAGAGCUCAGUCCUGAAGGAGGACGCAUCCAUCCCAGUGAAUUCCGACGCGCUGAUCCGCACCUGGACAGUCUCCACUGCUGAUCUGAGACAGUCUGGAAUGGAGACACUGGAGCAUGUGGCUGUUACCGUGACGAUAACCCACCCUUGCCGUGGCAAUUUGCAGUUUGACUUAGUCUGCCCCAGUGGUAUGACAUCAGUCAUCGGGGCACGUCGUACCAUCGACAGAGACCCUGCAGGCUACCAGGACUGGACUUUCUCCACUGUGCGCUGCUGGGGAGAGAAAGCUAAAGGCCUGUACACCCUCAAGAUAUCAGACCAGAAAGAGAAGAUUGAGCAGUGUGUCGGUGUGGGAGUGUUGAAGCAGUGGUCGUUGACCUUGUAUGGCUCCUCUAUGACCGCGAGUGAGGUCAAGGAACGACAGAGGCUGGUGGAGGAGGCUAUGAGUGGCAAGUAUCUGGACAGCAGUUUCUCUCUGCCCUGCCCCCCAGGACUGAACAUCCCUCCAGAGCUCGUCAGCCCCUUCACCUCCAACAGCCUCAAGUUCAUCCUGUUGCUGGGCUGCUUUGCUCUUUUCUGGUCUCUCUACUGUACACUGGAGGUCACACUGGCCCCCCUGGACCUCAGGGGCCUCCUCUGCCUGCACAGGAGACGGGAAGGUCACCGGGCCAGGAGGGGGCGCCGAGGCAGAGGAGUGGAAGAGGUGUCGGUAGAGGAGGAGCUCGGGGAGGAAGACGAGUGGGACUCAGGGCUGGAGUUGCACGCAGUGCUGGACUCAGAGGCCAAAGUGGCGCUUUUAAAUGGAGAGCAGCCGGGAACAUAGUACUGAGCCAAGUGAUGGGUAUAAAACCUCUCACUGUCUGUACUCAUGAGACGUCUCAGGCUUUAACCCUCUCCCCCCCACCCAGCCUCCAGUCAACCUUAUGUGUGGUGGUUGGGGGUCACAUUGUGGACUGCAGAUGGACUUGACUGAAGAGCAGACUCUUUGUCUGUGUCUGCAGACCCAAACACGUGGCCUUUUAUGAAAAUCUGUGUGUAUGUGUGUUUGUGUACACCAGGCCCUCAAAGGUCCUCAUAAGUAGAGAAAACAAAUCACCAAAAUCUGUGAGUGAGGAUAUUUUGUUUGUUCCAGGGCGACAUUUCCCAUCAGGAUUAUGGUUAAGUUCGAGCAUGUACUGGAAAGGGACCUAACAGGGUUUAAUGUCCUAGUACAGUUGCAUGUUUGCAUGUGUGAACGUGUGUAUACAGGCUUGUCUGUACGUAAAUGUUUACCCAGAAAAGAACUGAGCUUACAGAUUGUGGGAUACAUAUCCAAACACCUGUGAGGUCCUUAAACCAAGAGAAAGAUAAAAAUGUGAUGUGCACUAAAGGAAGGUAUGCGUUUGCUGUGUGUGUGUGUGUGUGUGUGUGUGGAUGUGUGCUGUGACAUGAGUGGAUGUGCAAUAUGCAAGGUCUUCCUUGAAAACGUGUCCUUUAUAUUGGGGUUCAAAGACAGUACUGAGGUUUUUAAGAAUCUGAUUUAUUUUUUAGGUGUUAUUUGAUGCAUUUUACUGUAAAGUCUGGGGUUAUUAUCUGUGGGUUAUCAACCAACUACUGAUCAAUACUUGAAGUGGGAUUUUCAAGUUUGGGAUUUAUAUAUGUAUUUUUUUAAUGAAGUGUAAUAUAUACUCAAUGUGUGCCUGCUGUACAGAUUAUAUCAGCUCUGUUUAAUGAUUUAUACAAGAUGUUUUUAAGAAUGUAUUAAAGAGUUCUAAUUUUUUUAAUGUAAAGGAGUGAAGUUGGAAACUGUGUUUUGCUGUGCAAGUCACAGGUGAUCUGGAUGAAAAUAAAAGACUGUUGACAUAA
This is a messenger RNA of Morone saxatilis (striped sea-bass), 3283 nucleotides long. RefSeq names its product proprotein convertase subtilisin/kexin type 7 (gene pcsk7). NCBI's taxonomy places the organism in Eukaryota, Metazoa, Chordata, Actinopteri, Moronidae. Gene Ontology annotation, biological process: protein processing. Gene Ontology annotation, cellular component: trans-Golgi network; Golgi membrane. Gene Ontology annotation, molecular function: serine-type endopeptidase activity. The record is from RefSeq and is a predicted model, not a curated record.